UUCUUCCCCCUACUAAGCUAGCUAAAAUAAAAUUUAAGGCAACCGACAUAUGCAUCCAAUAUAUGUGAGACGAGACCUCAGCAUCCCCACCUAUGGACUCCGACAGUCCAUUUUGUUGAACACGAGGCUUCAGGACUGCUAUGUGGACUCACCAGCUCUCACCAACAUAUGGACGGCCAGAAAGUGUGCAAGGCAGAAUGCCAGUGCCCCCACACCAGGAACCACCACUUCUUGGGAAGUUGUAAAGAAUCCAUUAAUUGCCAGUUCAUUCUCCCUGGUGAAGCUUGUACUCAGGCGACAACUGAAGGAUAAACGCUGCCCUAUGCCACGCAAGUUUGAAGAAGCAAAACCCUCGAAGAGAUUAAAGCCCAAGGACAACUCAGCAAUGAAAGCUGCCCAGCGGCGCAGGAUCAGAAACUCUAUCAGUUCCAAGAGCAAGCUGCCAGCGGGGCAGCUGGGCUCACCUAGGUGCAAGACGCCCACAGGAAGCAUCAGCGAGAGUAAAGAAAGUUCAAAGGAGAAAAAAGUAACUGUCCGCCAAGAUCUUGAGGAAAGAUAUGCCGAACAUGUGGCUGCCACCCAAGUGCUACCCUGGGACAGUGGGACAGCAGCCUGGAAGGACCAGGCGUUGCUUCUUGAAGCCAGAAAGAGACAGCAGUUGUCAGAGGACACACUCACCAUCCAUGGCCUCCCCACAGAGGGUUACCAGGCUCUGUACCAUGCUGUGGUUGAGCCAAUGCUAUGGAAUCCCUCAGGGACCCCGAAGAGGUACAGCUUGGAGCUGGGCAAGGCCAUUAAACAGAAGCUCUGGGAGGCCCUGUGCGGUCCGGCCGCCAUCACUGAAGGUGCUCAGAAGGACCAGUUGCUGGGCAGAAAGCAGCCCCAUGUCAGCGAGGAGCCUGUGCCAAAGAAAUGGCCCAAGUUAAAGAGUGAGAAAUAGGAACAGGAACUCGUGAAACUAGGAUAUUCUCUGCUAGAUGUCUGAAAAAUAAACACCACUUUGCACC
Trichechus manatus latirostris (Florida manatee) is the source of this 1007-nucleotide messenger RNA. RefSeq names its product chromosome unknown C22orf31 homolog (gene CUNH22orf31). NCBI's taxonomy places the organism in Eukaryota, Metazoa, Chordata, Mammalia, Sirenia, Trichechidae. The transcript has 3 exons. The coding region runs from base 50 to 940 and encodes 296 amino acids. The record is from RefSeq and is a predicted model, not a curated record.